This is a messenger RNA of Bolinopsis microptera, 1390 nucleotides long. Its product is annotated as lipoyl amidotransferase LIPT1, mitochondrial-like. Gene Ontology annotation, biological process: protein lipoylation. Gene Ontology annotation, molecular function: lipoyltransferase activity. NCBI's taxonomy places the organism in Eukaryota, Metazoa, Ctenophora, Tentaculata, Lobata, Bolinopsidae. The record is from RefSeq and is a predicted model, not a curated record. Bases 94 to 1116 code for a protein of 340 amino acids. The transcript is spliced from 4 exons. Gene Ontology annotation, cellular component: cytoplasm; mitochondrion.
AUAAGGCAUGCGACCAGUUACCGUUUCUUAAAAACUAAUCCAAAUUCACUUUGUAUUGUCCAAUAGUCAGGCGCUAAUAAAAUCAUCAAGGAAAUGGCAACAUGUGCUGCCAGACAAGGAAAACGAGCCAAAGUUAUCCUGUCUAAUGUUACAAACGUCUACAAAAACCUCGCUCUGGAACAUUGGAUCUUGAACAAUUGGAGUUUUGCCAAUUUUGACUGUUUGUUGAUUUACCGGAAUGAGCCGUGCGUUGUGAUUGGGAGAUUUCAGAACACGUGGAGGGAAGUUAACGUCGACAGGGCCAAAAAAGAUGGAGUCAGUAUAGCCAGAAGAGUAAGUGGUGGAGGGACAGUUUACCAUGAUUUGGGGAACGUUAACUUCUCUUUCUUCUCCGACAAACCUUCUCACUGUCCCGCCCGGAACUUGCAAUUCUUGUCUCAGACCCUGUCGGAGCGACAUAUGUUAUCUAUAGACCUCAAUAAGAGACAUGAUCUGCACAUUGGCGACAGAAAGAUAUCUGGCAGCGCCAGCCGUAUCAUUAGAACAGGUUCCUUUCACCACUGCACACUGCUUGUGAACUCAGAUUUAGCGGCCCUCUCCGGCUUGCUACAAGGUGACAAAACACUGCAGGGCUCCUCCACCGCCUCAGUGCCCAGCCCCACCACAUCACUACUCUCUGCUUUGUCACGUGACGUCACUCCCCAAUCACGUGACGUCAUCAGUGCUAAACAUCAUGACGUCAUAACUCCUCGUAAUAUAAUAGAUGACGUGGCGGAAGAAUACUUGUCUCUUUAUUUUGAGAGUAUACCCGCUGAGGUAGAUUUAUGGAGUGAGGAUUGCACUCAGGAUACCGACAAUACUUUGGUUCUGGUUGAAGAAGUUCCGGAUAAAGUUAUAGAUCACGAUCAUGAAUCGUGGGACUGGAUAUUCGGCAGAUCACCAAAGUUUGUAAAACAGUUUGAGCUAGGUAAUGAUAGAACUGUGCCAGUGUCAGUAGAGAGAGGCCUGGUGAAGGAAGUAGACGGUUCAGAAAAUAGUAAUCUAGUUGGAACGAGAUAUGAUCCUGGAGUUAUUUCACGAUUCAUAAGUGAGCUCAACAAGAGCCAAAUUUCGUAACAUUAAGCUUGUAAAUACGCUUCAAAUUAUUUGUUAAAUCGAUUGGAGGAUGGGCCAUUGUCCCCAAAGCUUAUUUACUUUGUACAUGAUUCGGUAUAGACUAUAGGUUGCUUUUUAUCAGGAAUUUGAAUUGUAAGAAAGUUAAAAUGUAUAUUCACGGGUAGACUUUAUUUUUAUAUAGACUGAUGAUUUAUUUUUAUUCCGUCAUUUGUUUAGAGAUGAUCAACGUUUGAGUAAUUAUAUUAUUCAAUAAACAUGAAGCUUGUCGAAAGUC